This is a messenger RNA of Onychomys torridus (southern grasshopper mouse), 871 nucleotides long. RefSeq names its product DDB1 and CUL4 associated factor 7 (gene Dcaf7). Gene Ontology annotation, cellular component: nucleus. Gene Ontology annotation, molecular function: protein binding. Bases 227 to 856 code for a protein of 209 amino acids. NCBI's taxonomy places the organism in Eukaryota, Metazoa, Chordata, Mammalia, Rodentia, Cricetidae. The transcript is spliced from 4 exons. The record is from RefSeq and is a predicted model, not a curated record.
CCGGCAUCCCAAACGGAAGGUGGUAGUCGCUGCCGGAGCUUGUUUGAAACUGGUGGUCGGGCUCGGCGGAGUGUGUGUGUAGCAGAGGAGUCGCUGGAGGGCUAGGCCGUUCCGGAGCGCCCCGGCCCCGCCUCCUCUCGGACUCGCUGACCCAAGCCGGGCUCCCCGCCCGUCUCGUGCCCGAGCCCGCCGCCUCUCCGGCCGGCUUUGCGGCCCAGCCGCCACCAUGUCCCUGCACGGCAAACGGAAGGAGAUCUACAAAUAUGAAGCGCCCUGGACUGUCUACGCCAUGAACUGGAGCGUGCGGCCCGACAAGCGCUUUCGCCUGGCGCUGGGCAGCUUCGUGGAGGAGUACAACAACAAGGUUCAGCUUGUUGGUUUAGAUGAAGAGAGUUCAGAGUUUAUUUGCCGAAACACCUUUGACCACCCAUACCCCACCACAAAACUCAUGUGGAUUCCUGACACAAAAGGCGUCUAUCCAGACCUUCUGGCAACGAGUGGUGACUAUCUCCGAGUGUGGAGGGUUGGUGAGACAGAGACUAGGCUGGAGUGCUUGCUAAACAAUAACAAGAACUCAGACUUCUGUGCUCCCCUGACCUCCUUUGACUGGAACGAGGUGGAUCCUUAUCUUUUAGGGACCUCAAGCAUUGACACAACCUGCACCAUCUGGGGACUGGAGACCGGGCAGGUGCUGGGACGAGUGAACCUCGUGUCCGGCCACGUGAAGACCCAGCUGAUUGCCCAUGACAAAGAGGUAAUGGUGUUUCCUCUCCUCCUUUUCUGCAGGUGCUUUCUGUACCUGUGGGUGAGAGGUCGCCCUGUUCUCUCACUGUUUUGCAGGAUAUGUAGAUCAUAAUGUCAACAUGUGUCU